GGAGCAGAUUUCACUGCUCAUUUCCCUUAUUCAUCCCUCCAGAUUUUCUCGCUGAGCGUUGAGCUCAGUCUCCAAACUAAACUGUAAACUGUUCGCGGGCUGCAGAUAUGCGGGUGUUUCUGUUGUUCGCGGUGACGGUGCUGUCUCUGAGCCCGGCGGGGGUGAGCGGAGCCGAGAAGAAGAAGCUGCAGAUCGGCAUCAAGAAGCGAGUGGACAACUGUCCCAUCAAAUCUCGCAAAGGAGACGUGCUGAACAUGCACUAUACGGGCAAGCUGGAGGACGGCACUGAGUUUGACAGCAGCAUACCCCGCGACAGACCCUUCACCUUCACCCUGGGCACCGGACAGGUGAUCAAAGGCUGGGACCAGGGGCUUCUGGGCAUGUGCGAAGGCGAGAAGAGGAAGCUGGUCAUCCCCGCCGAGCUUGGCUACGGAGACCGGGGAGCACCCCCAAAGAUCCCCGGAGGAGCGACUCUCAUCUUCGAAGUGGAGCUGCUCAGCAUCGAGAGGAGAUCCGACCUUUGAUUUAGAAGAGAUGGCAAUUAAGGCAACUUUGAAAACGUUCCAGAAGCUGCUGCAGCAUCAAGUGGAGAUCAUCUGACCUCUGAUAAAGACUACAUGGAAAAUCUGAGAGUAGGGUUGGCACCCUCCAGCAGAGCCACUGUCCUCCUUUCACUGGCUUUGCUUAUUAUGCCCUGAUUUAUUGGACUGACGUUAUUAUAUGACACAAGAACUUACUAUACUGUAUGUCCUUGUAAACCUUAAUGGAAUUGACAGACAGCAGCUAAUCCUAGUAUUUAGCCAGGGGCUGAUGAUAAUGUCACACCCUGAUGUUUCAUCUCACUUUUGUUUUUUCUGAUUUAUAAGUGGGUUCAUUCAUAUCUGUACAUUUUUUACAAAAUAAUUUAGGUUGUUGAUUUAGUUGGAAGUCAGUCAUGGGACAGAUUAGGAUACAUGUUUUUGUUCACAGUAUUUGAAUUCUGAUAAUAAAAUGUUGACCUUACG
Molecule: messenger RNA, 1004 nt
Organism: Seriola dumerili (greater amberjack)
Lineage: Eukaryota; Metazoa; Chordata; Actinopteri; Carangiformes; Carangidae
Gene: fkbp2
Product: FK506 binding protein 2
Exons: 2
Coding region: 108-524 (138 amino acids)
Biological process (GO): protein peptidyl-prolyl isomerization
Molecular function (GO): peptidyl-prolyl cis-trans isomerase activity
Source: RefSeq, a predicted model, not a curated record